AGUCAUGCAGCUCUGAAUUAAUUUGUUUAUCGAUUAUCAUAUUUAUAUUUAUCCGUGGUUAACAUUCUUCCUAUCUGGUAUCAUUUCUUAAAAAGUAGAAGCAGUGAGUGUAAAGAAAAAAAUAUGUCUGACUUUGAGACUGUUGCAUCAUUUUUAGAAACUUGCGGCUUAGCGCAUUUGUCUUCAACAUUUGCCAAACACAAAAUAGAUGACAUAGGUCUUUUACAUAUGAUAACAGAUGGGGAACUUAAGGAAUUAAUUCCUUUUUUGGAUGAAAGGAAAACAUUUCAUACGGCUUUACAAAAAGAUUCUUCCACAUUGCCAUGUGAAAAUAUAAUGAUGUCUUCAAAAAAUAUUGAAAUUAUUGAACUAGAAACUUCAGAACUAGAAGUAGAACAGAACUUUUAUACAGAACUAGAACCUUCUACAAAAAAACCAAGACUGUCAUUUUCAGUAGAAUCUGAUAGUACUUUAACAGCUUCUUCAUCUUCUUCUAAUGAAACCCCUAUUGGAAAAAAUAAAUCAUGUUAUCAUAAACCAGAAGUAUCUAGAGGAAAAUUAAUAGAUAAACACAGAAAUAAAUUGACUCUGUUAAGAAAAACUUUAAGAGCCUCUGAGGUUUCAUCAGUCGACGAAAAACAAAGUAAAGAACCCCGCACUAAUCAUAUGGAAAAUCUGUCCCGGUCAAAUCAAUUGGUUUUUACAUAUGUUGUAGCUUAUGACCUACUGAACAAAAGAUGUAAUGGGCACAAAGCUCAAUAA
Molecule: messenger RNA, 762 nt
Organism: Formica exsecta
Lineage: Eukaryota; Metazoa; Arthropoda; Insecta; Hymenoptera; Formicidae
Exons: 4
Coding region: 124-762 (212 amino acids)
Source: RefSeq, a predicted model, not a curated record